CAAUGUCAUCAUUAAAACAAUUACUUGCUUUUAACCUUCAGGGCUAACAGAUGGGCAUAAAACCCCACUUAAAAGGCAGAAAAGUGCCUUUGUAGCAGUUCCUCUUGCAUAGCCAUUAAGUGAUGGACGAGAGAAGGGUUUUUUGGUUCUGAAUAUGAUGUUAGUCAUCAUGCAAUAUUGCAGAUAAAUGAAUGUUUUAGUCUUUAGGGUCAUUUUAUUUGGAGCAGGUCUUGGAUAUUGAACUGUUUAUGCAUCAACUUGACAUAAUAGGAAGUUGCACCUACUAAUGAAAAGUAGAGUGAAAGGUGAUGUAGAAUAAGAAAGGAGAUCUCUACAUCCAAAAUGUCAAACCCAACAAUAUGGAUGGUGGAACAAUAACCAGCUGAGGCCUAGAUGUAUAAGAUUUGCAAAAGUGAAACCUUAGAAAAACACUUGGUAAUUUUCUACUUGGCCCCUAUCAUGUUUCCGCUGUAAAUCUUUUCCUUUUUGUUGUCUAAUGAACUUGAUGUUAACAGAGAAGUCAUGGUGGGUCAGCAGAGAACUUAGGUUGGAUUGAGAUAAAAUGCAAUUUCCGAAUCAUAUUUAAGGAUGUAAAAUAUGACAACUUUGUACUAUUUUCCCCUUUAGUUUCUGUAAAUGAUUUUUCUAUAUGUAAUUUUAUGUCAUAUAUCCGUAGGUAUUUCACUGAUCAAAUAGAAUAUAAUAAAGUGUCAGUGAGCACCUCAUAUAGAUGCACUAUGUAAGACAUGCCUGGAGGGAAUAUUGGAGCCGAGACAGUAAGCAACAAAAUAGUUGAACCGUUACUAAACAUUCUGUAAGCUUAUUGUAAAAGUUCUUAAAAAGGCUUCACUAUUGAUUGACAUCCAGUUAGACAAAAGAAGUUUAAUGAAGUUUCUAUUCCUUUCAUUACUACUUUGGGUUUUACCCGUCCUCUCAAUUUCAGGAUUUAGAGAAUUUGGAUGAAGAUUAUGAAGCAUAGAUAAUCUAUGAUCACCAAGGACUCAGGUGUUUUUCUGUUCAUUCAUCUUCAACUUUUUCUUAGGUUUUCUUUAUCGCUCUCUAUGGUUGCAACUGAAGAAAUCCAAUCGUCCCUCAAUCAUGCAUGGCUUGGAGUUCUAAAAACUGAAAUCAAUCCACGGAAGCCUUUAGUUUGUAGUGGUAAUCGGGUUCGUAUAGUUUAUGAUUCUUAUCCAAAGAAGAUUGCGGUUUCUAGAAGAACGCCUCCAAGGAAGGUCCAAGCUAUUCCCCUAAUGCUGAUAAUGUACUUAUUUUCGUUCUACAUGGUAAUUGAGAAGAUUUCCAAGUUAUCGAGCCUACGGCAAAUAAGAAGAGAAUAAUGUGGAAAGCUACCUUCUUGCAGUUGAACAAUAUAUAAACAGAGAAAUCUUAGAUGUUUUUAACAAGCAGAGCCAUUGCUGGGCGGAAUGUGUUUAAAUCUAAUAGAAUUCAUUAGUACAGUAUAGAAUUACUAAUAUGUAAAUGUAGUACUGUUAUGUCAUAUUGCAGGUGGAGGAAAUGAUUUUUCCUUCCUUAGUGGCCUUAUUAUCAACGAUCGUGAAUCAAAUUGUUAAAAU
Messenger RNA from Lycium barbarum (goji berry), 1574 nucleotides. RefSeq lists its product as uncharacterized. The transcript has 3 exons. Lineage: Eukaryota; Viridiplantae; Streptophyta; Magnoliopsida; Solanales; Solanaceae. The coding region runs from base 987 to 1337 and encodes 116 amino acids. The record is from RefSeq and is a predicted model, not a curated record.